Molecule: messenger RNA, 11024 nt
Organism: Wyeomyia smithii (pitcher-plant mosquito)
Lineage: Eukaryota; Metazoa; Arthropoda; Insecta; Diptera; Culicidae
Exons: 2
Coding region: 5450-6376 (308 amino acids)
Source: RefSeq, a predicted model, not a curated record
GACGGAAUCUAAUUAUUUUAAAAUAGUUAACAGUACAUGGUUACCAAAUUUUUAAUUUUUUUGUUGCCAUAAAAUUUCACUGAAUCAUCAUUUUCAAUAUUUUGAUAUGCUAGCGCAGCCUGCUGCUGAUAAUGCUGACAACACUGGCGCACAACUUGAUGCUCACAAUUGACUUGAAACUAGAAACGAGCAAAAACCGGGAUUUUUCGAGGCGUUAUACUUUAUAGGCAAGUUUCAGACCAUUUCGAUCAAUUUUUCGUGUAAAUUAGUUGCGAUCGCGAUGUUUAUUAGUGUUAAGAGAAUAGAAUACUUAGUUUGAGUGGUUACGUGACUGCUUCGUACCGGUAUUUUUUUGAGAACUUACACGGUAAAACCACAAGUGCAAAAUGAUUGAAUUAGGUUAGUUGAAAAAUUAACGAAUUUUAUGACGCAUUCCAAAAAUUCGGUAGUAUGCAGGAGGAAGGCAUCGGUCAUCUCAUUGUUGGGUUCCAUCCCGUUUCACGUUAAGAGCAAGAUUGAAAAACAAAUGGAGUAAUAUAAAAAAAAAAUGCUUUGUCCGCCAUUACUGAUUUUUCUUUCGCGUACCCCCUGAAGGCUUUCGAGUACCCCAGGUUGAGAACCGCUGGCGUAGACGAUGGAAAAACCAUUAAGUCUUCUUCUUCUUUGAAACACACGUAACACGUGUUUUUUUUUCUGGCAUAAUCUUGUUAAAAAUUGGUUUGCAAUUCAUUAUUGUUGAAAAAUAAUAGAAAUUUAAAUAUUUGCGCACUCUAAACAAACUAGUGUAGUAAUUUUCUGGAAUAAAAGUUCCUACACAAAAUUUUUGUUAUUUUAUUCAGUAAAAUUUACACAAAUUCGUUAAGAAAAAUAGCUAGAAUCUAAAUUUGGGUUUGCGGUUUGCGCUUAAUAAACAUCGAAAACAUGAACUACUCCAACAGUUGUAGACUUGGUUUAUGAUUUAAAAUCAUUGUGAUUUCCUUAGAUCAUCCCGAAAAAAAAAAAAUUCCGAAUUUUUAAAUUUGAUAAAAACGAAACUUGAACUUUUAAGAAUUUAUUUUUGAUCGUGUCGUGUCGAACUUUGACUUUGGAUAAUGGCUUUGAACUUCAAUAGGCAAUUUGGGGUUCAACAGUCGUUUCAAACUCCAGCAGUCACUUGGGAUUCGUACAGGCAAUUUUAAUUUCGUCAAGCAAUUUGGUAUUUGACAUAUUCUGUUCUUUUUAAAGCAAAGAACAGAAUAUUGUAAAGGAUGUAAAGUUAAUAGCUGAAAAAGAACUUUAAUUAGAAUAAAUCAGAGAACAUAAUCUAAUGUACACAAUAGACAGGUAUAUUAACAUCUUAAUUUCAUGGUGAAUUAAGCAUUUGAGUUAUACAACCUGAAACUACUCCACAAAACAGCUCUGGCACAUGUUGAAACUAACUCAUAAUUACAGUUAAUGGUAUUUUCCAUACAGCAACAGCACACCCACGUUGGGAUUAAUGCUGCUUCCUUCUAGGAAAUAAAUCCCACAGCUGCUCUCACGGUCUGCACCACUUUCCAUGCUGAUGACCAGCUUUAGUCUUGCUGCCACUUUACGCAGUAACCAUGGUCUUUCAUUUACGAGACGACAUUGCAAGUGCCAGUCAUCUUGAGCAUGCCAGCAUGCCUACUUGUCCGUCCACAGCACAGAAGAGAAUGAGGGGAGUUUAUUGGUUUUCUUCUAUUCAUUCAAUCUAAAGCUUUAUUGCACCGGGCCCUGACGUCAGCUUUGAGUGAGAAAAAAAAGAACACAGCAAGUCUGAAGUGAGCUUUUCAUGCAUAUUUCAUCCCCACUCGUCGUCUCCACCGCCUUUUGUAACGAUCGUGUUUCUAUCCGACUGGUCGUUUGUCUUUUCUUUGUGUCUGUACAGUUGCUACCCCGUCAAGUCAAGAUGAUGAGCUCCCGGAAGUGGCACGGAAGGAAACUGCAGCAGCGACAAGUUUUGCACCAGUUGACUUUAAUUCAAUUUGCUCUCGGAAAGCAAUCCAAUGCCACUUCUGGAGUCUCUGCACUGCUUUGCUGCCGUUCGGCUUCAGAGCACUGGCGAUUUAAUUUCUGGGAUCAUUUUUCAAACCCUUGACAGAUCGGGCAUCUAAUUUUGUUGCACUUAAUCAAUUUAUUUCUUGUUCAAUCACGCUUGGUCCAUCGUUCAUUGCAACAGUGUAGAUUUAAUUAUUCCUCUAUCGGAAAAUGCACAGCAUAAAUCUAUGAGUAACGGUGUGAAUGUCGGAAACAAACUUCACAAGUUACAGAAAUAUUCAGAUUUUGCCCAAAAUAUGUACCCUUUACUUUUAUAAUGAACAAAUUCAACCGAAAUACAUUAAUUAAUGACAAUAAAACAGACUCUUGGUACAGUAAACAAUACAUAUGUUUACAUCGUUUACAUUGUUAUUUUCGUUCUUUCGAAGAAAAUUGUGCUUAGAAGUGUUCCCCGAUAUCGAAAGAGUUUUCGAUAACGGGUUCUUCAUUUCAAAAUUGGUAACAGCACAUGAUUAAAUAAGAAAAAUUAAAAACCAAAUUACUCUUGAAUUAAAGUGAAUUACGCUAGACAAGCUCGAGUUCAAAUCAUUAUUCUGUAAACUGAAAACUCGGUACUUUUCAGAAAAAAACUUUUCCCAGCCCUAUUAUUCGGUGCAACGCUAAUCCAAGAUAGUGCUGGGACUUUUAACCGGAUAUAUUCGUGAUCCGGUUAUCCGAAGCUCGGAUCACGGAUGUGUAAACGAAUACUAUUCGGAUGUCCGGAUAAUCCAAUAGUCGGAUAUACUAUCCGGAUAUCCGGAUUUUUUUUCUAGCUUUUAGGCCCGUUCGAAUGAAAUGUAACGCGAAAAAUGGCUUAUUCCACAAUUCCCCAACCCCUCGUAAGUAUUUAUUUACAUAAUCCUCAUUAAACUAUGUUCGGAUACAAUUUCCGGAUAUCCGACUAUCCGAAAAUCCGGAUAUCCUGUCGGAUAAUAUCCGGAUAUCGGAUUGAUCCGGAUUUUGGAUAUUUGUCCGAUAUCCGAGGUCGGAUAUCCGGAUAUUUUAAUCCGGAUAGUCCCAGCACUAGUCCAAGGUGGCCACUUUCUGACGAAAAUUGGCAGAUCAGUAUGUUUCCUGGGCAUAUUUCAACAACCGGGUGUUUACUUCAAGUGCUUUAAGGGAGGGCGUAAGUCCUGGAUCUGUAAGGGUUCCGACAAAAGCCAAUUGUACAGGCAUUGCGGUAGUUCAGGCCAUAAAACGAAAAACUGCGGAUAGUCUUCCAAGUGCCGGGUAUGUUCCUGCAAACGGGACGCCAAGCAUUGUAUGAAAAGCCCAGCAGGUAAACCGGCUACUGAGCCACGGGCGUAAGGAUGAUACAACUGAACCUGAGCCACUGCUACGCGGAACAGCAGCUGCUAUACUAAGCAGCCUCUGAGUCGAUGUCGGGCAUAGCCAUCGUAUCGGACCCCAACCGUAUCUCUUUCGGAAACGGUAACUGGGUCGCGAAUAGGUCCAGCAAUGCGGCUAUAUGGACGACGAGCAGGUUUCCGGUUCAUAAGGUUAUGUCAACCUCAAACGGAGGCUAUGGCCGAGAUGAACGGAGUGUCCUACUGCAGUUGCUACGCUCCGCCACGUUGGUCUAUCGAAAGGUUCACUCAGAUAAUCGACCUCGUAACCAUGAAGUUGACGGGCCUAACGCCGUGGAUGAUAGCGGGCGGACUUCAACGAUUGGGCUGUUGAGUAGGGAAGUCGCUAUACGAAUCAGAAAGCGACCAGUUUACUGAUGGGUGGACGCGAUUGCGGACCUCCACAGCGCGUGUCUCCGUGCAAGACGGGUCUGCGACAAGAGGGCUUGUUUUGAUAGGCUAUGCGCGAGUGCCAAUAUGACUCCGAGGAGUGACACUUAUAGGAUCGUAAUGGCCAAGACCAAAGGCGUGUUGGCACCUGCAGAGCGAUCACCAGCGAUGCUGAAGCGUAUCAUCGAGGGACUUGCCUCCCGGUGGUCCAGUCUCACGUCUGACAUUCCAGUAUCUCAGACACAACCCAGGGUUGGUCGGCCAACUUGCCGGAGAUUCAAUUCAUGAGUGACAAUAGCCAUGUCGAGGUUGAGAAGAAGGCAAGGGAUAUGAAUGAGAAACUUAUUGUGAUCGCCAACACCUUAAAAGUAAGCAAGGCACCGGGACUGUAUGUUCGUCUUCUGGAAAGGCUGAGGUGGCAGUCCAGCUCCAUGUUCCGGUGUCGUUGCACAAGAUUUUGGAAAAUUACUUCCGGAAUCGAGUACUAGUUUACACCAAAGAGGAGGGUAAUAAGUGCGUCCCAAACACCGCAAGAGUACCGCAAGUUUCCAUUCUGAGCCCAGUGUUGUGGAAUGUCAUGUACGACGGAUUGUUGAAGCUAAAGUUCUCUGUAGGGGUUGUGAUCAUCGGCUUUGCGGACGACAUAACGCUGGAGGUCUAUGGGGCGACUCCAUACAUAUGCUGGCCAAGCAAAAAAAAAUCUUCAAAUCAAAGAACAUGGGGUUUAUUCAAUAUAAGGACGCUGAGCCCGAAUUCAAUAUUAUAUUUGCAUGAAAAUGCGUAUUUUAUUUUUAUUUUGAACACCAGGGAAAUUUUCAUACUUGUUCAUUUAUUAUAUGAGGAAAAUUGUACGUCGAUUUCAAAGUUUUAGACAACAAAAUAGGGUAAAUGUACCCUUAGUGGAGGUAGUACCAAUAGUGGAGGUAGUGCGAUAUAGAGUUUUUUCUUUUAUUUUGAGUAAGACUGGCAAAAAAAGUAUAAUGCAACAUGUUUGUAUGGGUUUUAUGUAAUGUUUAAGGGAAAAAUUCCCAUUUUACAGCGAAACACUAAAGAGAAAAAACAUUUUUCCAAAUCACUAGCUGAAUACCGCUUGAUUUUUAGUGUUUUCUUAAGCUGCAUUCGAUUUUAUUUAAGGGAUAUUCAUUAAGUUAAAACAAAGUCUCAUAUAAUUUUUAGUACUUAUUGUGUAGAAAACUCAUCAAUUUUAAGAUUCAUUAGCACUUAAAUCGUUGUUGUUUGAUUUAACCCCGUUUUUUUCAACUGCGCCAUUAUUGGUACACAGAAACACCGUUGCUCCCAUAGUGGAGGCAUUCGAAUGUUUACAAGUGUCAAACGAAAACAAAUCGUUUACAGUUCAGAUUUUUGGAUAUUCAGCGCAUAUACAUUGUUUGCGCAGCGAACAGGUUUCGAGCUAUAUCAUUGGACCUCAGCUCACCAGUGUGUCCAUUCGCGCCUCGCCGUGUGUGCGAUUGUCGCAUCUUUUGCUUGCUUCGUCCUCCGCUUUGUGCCGUGUUACACUCCGAACGCAAAACGAUCAGCGACGAUCCUAUUUUCCGUUUUUUUAGAGAUACCACUCGCUUACCCUCCUCUACGCGUUGACGAAGGCGUCCACAUAUAGGUAAAAACUUUAGAAUUCUUGUACUAAAAAACGUUUUAGCUUCAUAACUCAUUUCAAAAUGGGUUCUGCAGCGAAAAAAAUACAUAAACACGAUGAAGGAGCUAUCACCCGCUGCAUGGAGUUGGUCCUCUCUAAGAAAAAGUCACUGUACGCAGCAUGCAAAGCUUAUGGCAUCCCUCAGUCUACCGUUCGUUACCGACUUAGUGGCAAGUGGACCAGAAAAGCCCGGAAACGGCCACCUACUGUUCUAACAGGAGACGAAGAACAGAAACUCGUGCAAUAUUUGAAAACGAUGGAGAAGAAAGGAUUUCCGGUAGUUAAGGAAUUACUUCUGCAUAAAGUGAAGACAUUCUUCGGAACGAAUUCUCGACCCAAUCCGUUCACGAACAAUGUCCCAGGUCGAAAAUGGCUGGAAGGAUUCCUUCGCCGGCGUCGUGAAAUCACUUUCCGCACGCCAGAAACUGUGUCUUCCGCAAGUUCUAAAGUAAAAGAGGCAGACAUUCGCGGAUGGUUCACGAACGUAACAUCAUAUCUCGAGGAAAUCAACCUUAUGUCAGCCGCAUCGGAUGCAACCCGCAUACACAACGGCGAUGAAACGUCAUUCUACCUACACCCACAAACGAAAGCCGUGCUAGCUAGCCGUGGCACUAAGAAUGUGUAUGAAUGCGAGCAUGCAGACGGGCACAAAAACAACAGUAAUGUUGACCUUCGGAGCAGACGGAUCAGUUGUACCUCCAGGAGUUGUUCUUCCUAUGCAGCGCCUAUCUGUGGAAGUAUUGCAGAAGUUCCCCGGAGAGUGGGUAUUGGCAAAAGUGCAAAGGGGUGGAUGGAUACCGCCAACUUUAUGCUAUACAUCAGGAACGUUUUCUACCCUCAUCUUCAAAGGAAAAAGUGCAGUACCCAGUGCUGUAUUUCGUGGAUGGUCACUCUUCACACACGACUGCGGAGGUGGCCGAUCUGUGCUUGGAUUUGGGUAUUGUGCUGAUUGCUUUAUAUCCAAACAAUACAAGAAUAACUCAGCCAGCAGACGUCGCCAUUUUUAAACCAUUGAAAAGUGCCUGGAAGACUGCCGUAUCGGAGUGGUGGCUGGAAAAUGGAGGUGAAAAUCUAUUGCUGAAACACUUUCCUGACGUACUGCAAAAGGCUAUGAACAAAGGAAUCAAAACGACCAGUGUUAAGAACGGGUUCAGAGUUUGCGGAUUAUUCCCUUUUGGUCCUGAAAAUGUGGAUAACGACAAAUGUAUUGCCUAGUCAACUAGCGAAAACCCUAAUAAACCAGUAGCUCAAGAAACAGACAAGGAACUUUCCACCUUCAAUUCAGUAGAGGUCAAUCCUGAAUUGAAUGAGGAAAAAGAAGAUGUAAUUAUUGAAGCUACGGUUAUCAUUCCAACUUCAAUAAUCAAAGAUGCUAUAGAUUGCAUUGGUAGGGAGCGCAUUAACAGCUUUAGUGGCGGUUCUGUCUUAUCUGCAGAAGGAGAAAUCAUCCGGCAGCUAUAUGAGAUGUUGUUGAUGCCUAUUGAUUCGCAGUUAUUGAACAGUACGACUCCAGAGAUGACUGUGUCAAGUGACUACAUAUCUGAGGAUAAUCCAACAUUUAUUGAGGAGGUAGGUGACGAUAGUUUCAUAUCAGAUGACAGUAUUCCACUCAGUGUCAUGAAAGAGAAGACUGGACACAACAUUCCGAGCCGUAAAAUAAGCAUAACCGAAUUGCUUCAAACUCCGCCAACUCCUCGUCGGAGCAACAUUCACAGGAAUUAUAAAAGAAAAUUCCACCCGGUACUGACGGCCUCAGAGCGGCUUGAAGAAAUUCGACGACAUGAACAAGAAAAAAAAAAGGUGCAGCCAGGAAAAAAGCCAGAGUAGAGGAAAGAGAGCUUGCUAAAAUAAAAAAAGAACAACUGAAGAAAGAAAAAACAAAAAUUCGUGAGCGAAAACAAGAGGAAGCUGAGCAACGUAAGAAUAAAAGAGAAGAACUUCGAAAAAAGAAACAGAAAAAAGCUGAACUACGAAAAAAGGAGAGAGAGGAGAAAAAACGUAAAAAGCUAACGGAAAAUAAUCGAGAAAAAAAGCAAAAGAUCGAGUUACUCGAGGCACUGAAGCUAAAAUGUCAGAGAUAAUUCUCUUCUGAUGAUUUUUUCAGGUUAUUUUUUUUUUGUUAUAUCAUUUUAACUGACUUUUAAUUUAAGCUAUCUUUUGAAUACAUUGACUGUGUAUUCAAUGCAUUUGAAAUGCUCCAUGGUUACUGGUUAAUAAAUCCCAUAUUUUCAUUAAAUGUUGUUAAUUUUCAAUUGCAUAGAAAAUGAGCGAAAAUGAAAAUGAAUCCAGUCAACUCGAUUUUCUAGUAUGAAUUAUAUCUAAACUCAACCUAUUAUAAUAUUACCAAAAUUUCACAGAUUUUUCUUAGUUUCAUUCACAAUUCUAAAUGAAAUGUUCAGCAGAGUUAUAGACAGUGGACUGUAGAUUAUAUAGAAAAUGACGGACUUAUGUCGCAUUUUUUGUGAAAUAAAAUAUUCACAUUGAUUUCCAUAUUUAUUUUAAACUCAUCGUUUUUUGUUUUCUAUACUUGUGACUGUUCAACAAACUUCAAAAUGUACAAUCUUCAUCCAUUUCAUUUAUAUAAAUUUCAAGUUUUUAAAACUACCUCCACUAUAGGUACAUGGUACCACCAUUAUAGGAACAGUACCUCCACUAAAGGUACAAAAGCUAUGAUAACAAUUGUUGAUUUUUUUCAAAUUCAUUAGUUUUAAAAAUGCACAACGAGUUAUUUAUCAGCAAAACAACUAAAUUGUCUAUCAAAUCAUAUGUUCAUACAUCCAAAGCUAACUAAGUCUCAAUUGGAUUCGUUAAAAUUUCUCAGAAGUAGCUACUAUUUGCGCCACUAUUGGUACAUUUACCCUAUAUGAUACCCAAGAUUGUUGAGAAAAUAAAAAAUUAUUCAAUUAAAAAUAUAUGUUUCGUGUUACAAAUCAGUUAUGAUUUUUUGUUAUUUUUUAAGUGACAAUUUAAAUUACUUCUUUUUAACGCAUUUUUCUUUUCCUUCACUUCCACCUUCACCUUCAUUUUCAAUGAAAUUUUCAAUAUCUUCAGGGAGAGUUUUCAAGUUGCAAUAUCUAACGUUAAAAUAAUAAUCAGUUAUUUGACCUGCAGAAAUUAGCAGGCAAUUUAUUAUGUCAUGAUUUAGGUUUACACGAUCACUUUUACGAUUGAAUUGUAGAAUACAAACUUAAAACAUGAUUUAUAUUUAUAGCUUAAGUAAAUUAUAGUUCGAUAUUGAACGCAGCAUCAAAAACUAAUCAUUAUUUAUGUUGAUAAGUGUGAUGAAUUAUAUUGAAACAUGUUUAAAAAUUUGGUUAUAUCAAACAAAUUCGAGCCAUUUGUUAUUCUGUUGACGGUUUGCAGUGUGCAAUUUAUAUUUACAUCUUUGAAAUCCGAUAUGUGCCAAACACUCGUUGUUUCUUUUCGAAAAAAAAAAUACUCUGCGCAGGAUCGGACUAGGUGUCUUUGAGAGCAUUUUUACAAGCUGAGCAAGAUCGCGCGAAAUGACCUAUGGUCGAAUAUCGACCAUUUUUGAUUUGAAUGAAACUUUGCACACGUAUUUGGCUUAGCAAACUGAGCAUUUUUCACAGGUGGAGAGAUUUUUUACACCAAUGAGUUACAUUCUAAAAGGGCGUAUGCCUUUUGGCAUAGGUUUUAUUCGAAGCAUUGUAGCCCAGAACUCGUUGGUUGUAUAGAAAAACUGUCUGAGAAUGAGUUGUAGGGAAUUAAAAAUGCACUAUAAAAAAAACAUACACUUUACAAAAAAAAAUUUUGACCAAAAAAAAUUAAAAAUAAACAUUAAAUUUCAAUUUGAAAAAAAAUAUUGAAUUUUUUUUUUUAAUUUUUUUUUUGAGAAACUUGACGUUAAUACGCAACUUUAAAAAGAAAGUCCAGGAUGGAGAAAUGAAAAAUAAUUUUUUUAUGGUAGAUUAAUUUUUUUAUGAAAAUUCUAAUUCAAACAUUUUUCAAAAUAUUUGUAUUCUGAUGAUUUUAAAAGAUGCAGAGAGUCAUUUUGAAUCAAAAAGCUCUUGGUAGUAAACAUUCUAAAGGCAUCGGUUUUCGAGUUACAUUAAAUUUAAGCUCAAUAAAUUAUUAAUAUUUCGGAAAAUACUCGUUUCUUUUUACUUUGUCCAUGGUUCUCCAGCAAAAACCAUUCGUUCAUUGGAAUGCUUAAUCAAAAAUAUACAAUUCAUUCUUUGACAACAAACCGAUUGGAUAAAUAACUCAAGCGCUAAACCUUAUCCUACCUACACGUUUCCCCUUGCCGAAUGUUUUAUAAAAAAUAUGUUUGUCGUGCAACACUACCUACUUGUUUACUAAUAAUAACUGUUUGUAAAGUACGCAACCAAUAACUACUGGGUUACCUGUAAUAUCUGUUUCCGUAUAUAAAUACGAUUGCACUACUCCAGAUGUGUUAGUAACAGUUUGCCUUUUGUGAAGAUGAAUAAAGUGAAAAUGGAAUACACCAAGCCCAAAUGCUGUAAACCCUUUCCUGAUCAUCGGUGCUCAUCAAGCUUACGUAAAUUAAACGAAAACGUUAUUGCAAAAUUAAAAAUAUUGAACAGUCAAGCUCAUUUUAAUACGUCUUUAUCAAUUUGUGAUUCGUGUAGUUAUUGGAAUGAUAGUCAAGCCACCAUUCAUCCCUUCGUUGUUUACUAUUCAGAAUCUGGAACACUUAAGAAUAUCAGCUUCAUUAUAAUAUCGGAAGUACUCCAUCAUGAUACUGUAGCGGUUCAGGUGUUCAUUGCCAGAUUAUGAGUUUUUUGAAAACAACAAUAGAGUUGAAAAAAGCGAUAUUAAUGUUUGAUGGAGCUGCCUCACAAUAUAAAAAUAGAAAAAACUUUGAAAGUCUUUGCAAGUUCAAAACAAAAUAUAACGUCGAUGCAGAGUGGCAUUUUUUUUGCGACUUCUCAUGGUAAAGGCCCAUGCGAUGCACUUGGUGGCAUAUUAAAACGAAUGGCAGGAAAUGCAAGUUUAGCUAAAGAACAUGAACAUCCCAUUACAAGCGCAAAAGAAUUGUAUGAUUGGUCUAAUCAGAAAAGUAAUAAAAAAUUCAUCAAAAUUGUCAUUUAGUUGGGUAUCAUAUGAAGAAUAUGAACAAGGAGUAACAGAAUGGAGCAAUAUUUUCAAAAAAUCUAUAAUAAUAGCUGCCACACAAAAGUAUUAUUCUUUUGUUCCGAUUUAAGAAAAUAAGAUACAAACGAAGCUGUUUUCAAAAGAUGACGAAUCAUUUACUUAUGAUGUAUAUAAAAUAUUAGGUGAAACUAGUUCUGUAAUGCACCUAUUUCAUAAAAAAAUAUGUUCCUCAGAUAAUAAAACUCGAAAAAAAAUAUUUGAUUCUUAUAUAUAUUUAUAUCACUUAGAACAUUUAGCUCUUUUCUUGAGAACCGUUCGCCCAAUCGUUUUGUUGUCAAAGAAUGAAUUGUAUAUUUUUGAUCAACCAUUCCAAUUAACGUAUGGUUUUUACUGGAGAACCAUGGACAAAUUAAGAAAAACGUGUAUUUUUCUAAAUAAUAAUAAUUCUUCGAGCUUAAAUUAGAAAUAACUCGAAAACCAAUGCCUUUAGAAUGUUUACUACCAAGAGCUUUUUGAUUCAA